AUGGGGCACCUUGGCUUCCUGACGGCGGUCUUUUUCCACGUGUUCGCCCUGCGGCUGGACGUGAGCGCGGUGCAGAAGGAUUACCCGACGCUGAACAUCGCGGUGAUUCUGGGCCGCACCACCUACCUGGCGGACAUCAGAGACACCUGGAGCAAGGAACUUCCCAUCGAUGUCAACGUGGUGAUGAUUGAGGUCAACCACACAGAUCCCAAGAGCAUCAUCACCCACGUGUGUGACCUAAUGUCCGGCACCAAGAUCCACGGUGUGGUGUUUGCUGACGACACGGAUCAGGAGGCCAUCGCACAGAUAUUGGAUUUUAUAUCGUCUCACACCUUCAUCCCCAUCCUGGGCAUUCACGGAGGCUCCUCUAUGAUCAUGGCAGACAAAGAUCUGAAAUCCACCUUCUUCCAGUUUGGUGCCUCCAUCCAGCAGCAGGUUAUGGUGAUGCUGAACAUCAUGGAGGAGUAUGACUGGCACAUCUUUUCCAUUGUAACCAGCACCUUCCCGGGCUACGGCGAGUUUAUUAGUAUCUUGAAAAACACAGUGGAGAACAGCUUUGUUGGCUGGGAGCUGGUCAACACCAUCACAGUCGAUGCCACCGAAGGCGACUCAAAGGCUCAGAUCCAACUGAAGAAGAUUCAGUCUUCAGUCAUUCUCUUGUACUGCGCCAAAGAUGAAGCUGUCUUCAUUCUGGAGGAAGCUCGCUCUCUGGGCCUCACUGACUACGGUUUUGUCUGGAUUGUGCCCAGCCUGGUCACCGGCAACACGGAGAUCAUUCCCAGUGAAUUCCCGGCCGGGAUAAUCUCGGUCUCCUACGACGAGUGGGACUACUUGCUUCAGGAGAGAGUGCGUGAUGGUCUGGGGAUAAUAACGACCGCUGCUUCCGCAAUGAUGGACGAAUACGGCUACAUUCCUGAAGCCAAAACCAGCUGCUACGGGCAACUGGAAACGAAUGUUCUUCCUUUUAACAGCAUCCACAGGUUUAUGAUGAACAUUUCCUGGGACGGGCGAGAUCUCUCCUUCACCCGUGAUGGUUAUCAGGCCAACCCCAAGCUCGUGGUCAUCGUCUUGAACAAAGAACGCACCUGGGAAAAGGUUGGGAAGUGGGAGAACUCGAGCCUGAAUCUGAAGUACCCUGUCUGGCCCAGGUUUAGUUCCUUUGCCGACAGCGAAGUGGACGAUAACCACUUGACCAUCGUCACUCUGGAGGAAGCGCCCUUCGUCAUCGUGGAGAACGUGGAUGCACUGACCGGGACGUGCGUGAGGAACAAUGUGCCGUGUAGAAAGCACAUCAAAACCUCCAAUGCCACCAACCACAAGGGUACGUACGUUAAAAAGUGCUGCAAAGGUUUCUGCAUUGACAUUCUGAAGAAACUGUCCAGGACCGUGAAGUUCACGUAUGAUCUGUACCUGGUGACAAACGGAAAACAUGGCAAGAAGAUCCAUGGCGUUUGGAAUGGGAUGGUCGGGGAUGUGGUUUACGAGAGGGCACACAUGGCUGUUGGCUCAUUGACCAUCAAUGAAGAACGCUCUGAAGUUAUUGACUUCUCCGUUCCAUUUGUGGAAACUGGAAUCAGUGUCAUGGUGUCUCGGAGCAAUGGCACUGUUUCACCCUCUGCAUUUUUAGAGCCUUUCAGUGCUGCAGUCUGGGUGAUGAUGUUUGUCACUCUUCUCAUGGUGUCCGCCGUGGCUGUCUUUUUGUUUGAGUACUUUAGCCCUCUUGGAUACAACAGAAAUUUAGCGCAAGGGAAAAAUCCUCACGGUCCAUCCUUCACUAUUGGCAAAGCAAUAUGGCUGCUGUGGGGUCUUGUCUUCAACAACUCUGUGCCCGUGCAAAAUCCCAAAGGAACCACCAGUAAAAUCAUAGUCUCAGUCUGGGCCUUCUUUGCUGUCAUCUUUCUGGCCAGCUACACGGCCAAUCUGGCAGCCUUCAUGAUCCAGGAAGAGUUUGUGGACCAAGUGACUGGACUCAGUGACAACAAGUUCCAGAGACCCUAUGAUUAUUCCCCUCCGUUUCGGUUUGGCACAGUGCCGAACGGCAGCACGGAGAGAAACAUCAGGAAUAACUACCCCGACAUGCACGCUUAUUUGUCCAAGUAUAACCUGAAAGGAGUGCAGGAUGCCCUCAUGAACUUGAAGGCUGGAAAGUUGGACGCUUUCAUAUACGACGCGGCUGUGCUGAACUACAUGGCGGGCAGAGACGAGGGCUGCAAACUGGUGACUAUCGGGAGCGGAUAUGUCUUCUCCACCACAGGUUACGGGAUAGCCUUGCAGAAAGGGUCGCCAUGGAAGCGGCAGAUUGACCUGGCUCUGCUGCAGUUUGUUGGCGACGGCGAGAUGGAGGAGCUGGAGGCCCUCUGGCUGACUGGCAUCUGCCACAAUGAGAAGAACGAAGUGAUGAGCAGCCAACUGGACGUGGAUAACAUGGCUGGAGUGUUUUACAUGCUGGCUGCAGCCAUGGCCCUGAGUCUGAUCACCUUUGUGUGGGAGCACUGGUUUUACUGGAAUCUCAGGCACUGCUUUGUGGGCAACUGCACCGGGAAACCAGGAAUUCUCUUCUCAAUAAGCAGAGAGAUAUGGAGCUGUAUACAUGGAGUGCCUAGUGAGGAGAAGAAGAAAUCCCCUAACUUGGAUUUAGGCAGUCCUCAAACCAAUAUUCUGAGGCUUUUUAAUACUUCCAAAACCAUGGCCAAUAUCUCAAACCUAAAUACUUCAAGAUCUGACUCCCCCAAGAGAACUUCCAAUUUCAUUCAAAGAGGCUCUUUACUCCUGGAUGUGGUUGACCACAAAGGGAAUUUCUUUUACUCGGACAAUAGGCCCUACCAACCCAAGGAGACUGUGUUCGCUGACAACACCAGUGAGAUGCUGACGUUUAGCGCUAACCGGCACAAAGACAACCGCAACAACUACAUGCUUCAAGCGCAGCAUCCCCUGACGCUGAACGAUGCCAAUCCCAACAGCGUGGAGGUCGCCGUCAGCUCAGACAAUCCCAAGGCUAACUCCAGGCCGAGGCAACUGUGGAAAAAGUCCGUGGAGACUCUGCGUCAGAACCCGAGUACGGUGAUGGAGGGCGCUCCCCCGGAACCCAAGCAAGGGGUGAAAAACCAGAGGUACCUCCCGGAAGAGGUAGUCCAUUCCGAUGUGUCCGAUUGCUCCAGCCGCACCACCUCUUACAAGGACCCCGACAACAACCAGAAGCACCACAAACACAAGGAGACGUUCAAAAAGAAGCUGUCCAUGGCCAAGUACCCAAGGGACUGCAGCGAGAUCGAGCUGUCUUAUCUCAAAGCCAAAGAGGGCCAGCAAGCUCACCGGGACAAGAUCUACACCAUUGAUCCAGAUCGAGAGUCCAACUACCACAGUGACCAGCACCAUUACAGAGAGAGCGUGAUCAUUCCCGAAGACAUGGACUUCUCGCCUGGGUACCAUGACCAGAAUGAGAAUUACAGGCAACAGGAGACAGUUCUGCACCUAAACAGGACUCCUCAGCAUAACGAGGACAACCUUAGCAAUGCUGAGAACAAAUACAGUCUCUAUAACAAGCACUACAGCUUGAAAGAGAAAAACAUUUCCCCCGUAGAACUCAAUGAGAGGUACAAGCACCUGUCCACGCACUGCAGAAGCUGCCUGUCGAAGCUGCCCAAUUACACCACCCACUAUUCGGUCAGGUCUCCCUACAACAGGUGCGACGCUUGUGUCCAUACCGGGAACUUGUAUGACAUCAGCGAAGAUUACAUGCUGCAGGAGCCAGUCAGCCCCAUGCAGCCCGAGGAAUCGUUCGCCCAUCACUGGGCAGCGAGCGAAGCCUGCAACAUGCAGAAGGUGAACAGGCUGAGGAUCAGCAGGCAGCACUCCUACGACAAUAUCCUGGAGAAGCCCAAAGAGAUCGAUCUGGGAAGACCGGCCCGAAGCGUGAGCCUGAAGGAAAAGGACAGGUUUCAGGACGACAACCCGUACGCACACGUGUUCAAUAUAAAGCCCGACAAACUCUAUAGCGCCAAGGUCUCUGUGUUUGACCACAACCUGGAGGAGAGCAAGCGGAGCAAGUCGUUGUAUCCGGACCACGUCUCCGAGAAUCCCUUCUGGCACUCGUUCCGGGAGGACCAGCACUUGAUGCACGGCCGAAGCUCCACUGACAUAUAUAAACAAUCAACUGCAACAAAGGCACGGCAUGAUAAUCACUUUAGAUCAUCGGUUAAGUCCACCGCAUCGUACUGCUCCAGAGAUGGACGGGUUCCUAAUGAAGUGUACAUUACAGAACAUAUUAUGCCUUAUGUAUCAAGCAAGAAUAGUAUUUACUCUGCUCCCAGGGUUUUGAAUUACUCCAGCAAUAGACGUGUGUACAAAAAAAUGCCUAGUAUUGAAUCAGAUGUUUGACUCAUAAUUUCUAUCUCUAAAAAAAAUACCACGUUAAUGACAUUCGUUUGAU
Messenger RNA from Callorhinchus milii (elephant shark), 4429 nucleotides. It is a transcript of the gene grin2aa, whose product is annotated as glutamate receptor, ionotropic, N-methyl D-aspartate 2A, a. The transcript has 12 exons. Gene Ontology annotation, biological process: excitatory postsynaptic potential; long-term synaptic potentiation; synaptic transmission, glutamatergic. Gene Ontology annotation, cellular component: postsynaptic membrane; postsynaptic density membrane; plasma membrane. Lineage: Eukaryota; Metazoa; Chordata; Chondrichthyes; Chimaeriformes; Callorhinchidae. The record is from RefSeq and is a predicted model, not a curated record. The coding region runs from base 1 to 4377 and encodes 1458 amino acids. Gene Ontology annotation, molecular function: NMDA glutamate receptor activity; transmitter-gated monoatomic ion channel activity involved in regulation of postsynaptic membrane potential.